This is a messenger RNA of Spathaspora passalidarum NRRL Y-27907, 630 nucleotides long. RefSeq lists its product as uncharacterized. Gene Ontology annotation, biological process: mRNA cis splicing, via spliceosome. Gene Ontology annotation, molecular function: RNA cap binding. The record is from RefSeq and is a predicted model, not a curated record. The transcript has 2 exons. Gene Ontology annotation, cellular component: nuclear cap binding complex. Bases 1 to 630 code for a protein of 209 amino acids. NCBI's taxonomy places the organism in Eukaryota, Fungi, Ascomycota, Pichiomycetes, Serinales, Debaryomycetaceae.
AUGAGCCACUUGGAUUUAUUAGAAGACAACUUUAAACACUCUGCUGAGAGGCUAGAUAAGCCAUCUCCGUAUUUACGAAGAAAAGCCAGAAACAAUUAUCAUGAAUUGGAACGAGCCAUAACCCUGAAGACAGUAUACGUUGGGAACUUGUCUCAUUUCACUACCGAAGAACAAAUCCACGAAUUGUUUCUGAAAUGUGGAGCCAUUGAUAGGAUUAUUAUGGGAUUGGAUAGAAAUAAGUUGACUCCAUGUGGGUUUUGCUUUGUCAUAUAUAGAACUGAACAGGGUUCACUUAAUGCUAUGAAGUUCUUGCAAGCUACAAUUUUAGAUAGCCAAAGCAUUUCAAUUGAUUUGGAUCCGGGAUUCCGUGAAGGAAGACAAUUUGGAAGAGGUAAACAUGGAGGACAAGCAGGACAAGAAGCUGCUGCUGCGGUCGCUGCAGCUGCAUCAGGAGGAUAUAGAGGUGGGUUUAGAGGUGGACAUAGAGGUGGGUUUAGAGGUAGAGGACGGGGUGGGUUCAGAGGAGGCCGUGGUGGUGGAUAUCCUCGAGGAGAAGGUUCUGUUUAUAUACCUUCCCAGGAUCCCGGAUUCAACUCUCAAUCGUUCGGCGGAGAAGGGGAUAAUCGUUAG